GUGAUCCGUCCUUUCAUCCUGGCGUUUGCCUGCAGCAAGAUGGCGGCGGUCUCAAUGUCAGUGGCACUGAGGCAGACGUUGUGGCGGAGAAGGGCAGUGGCUGUAGCUGCCCUUUCCGUUUCCAGGGUUCCGACCAGGUCGUUGAGGACUUCCACAUGGAGAUUGGCACAGGACCAGACUCAAGACACACAACUCAUAACAGUUGAUGAAAAAUUGGAUAUCACUACUUUAACUGGCGUUCCAGAAGAGCAUAUAAAAACUAGAAAAGUCAGGAUCUUUGUUCCUGCUCGCAAUAACAUGCAGUCUGGAGUAAACAACACAAAGAAGUGGAAGAUGGAGUUUGAUACCAGGGAGCGAUGGGAAAAUCCUUUGAUGGGUUGGGCAUCAACAAAUGGAGUCUUGCUUUGUUGCCUGGGCUGGUCUCGAACUCCUGGCUUCAAGCGAUCCACCCACCUCAGCCUCGAAAAGUACUGGGAUUACAGAAGUAGUACAAGACCUGGCCUGGAAAUUGUUAGAAAGGGGAGCUACCAAAUGGAAAACUGAAUCUACCCAGUUUCUGGAAAACAACAGAUGGAGGAACAUUUGGCUUCCAAACUUUUUCAUAUGUAAGAUAAUUUUUCUAAAUAAUCUUGCUCUGGUGGGUUGUAUAUUCUCAGUACUUCUCAAGAAAACAGAAGUCUCCCAUUAACUCUAACUUCAAAGAAUGAAUACCAGGUCAGAUUUCCCAAUGCACCUUAGUGUUUCAAGAGAUUCCUGGUGGUGCCUGCAUCUGUAAGAAUGGUCAUAUAUAGACAAAAUCAGUGGUUCUCAACUGAGGGUGCUUUUGUAUCCUUAAAACAUUUGCCCAGUGUGUGGAGACAUUCCUGGUUGUAAUAAGUGGUGGCUUCUGCUGACAUCUAGUUAAUAAUGGCAAUGCUAUGAGACACAGGACUGCCCUCCUUUGCAACCAAGAAAGAAUUUUCUGGCCCCCCAGAAGUGGAAGAUGCCGAGGAUUAAAAGCCCCAGUAUCAAGGAGAAUACUUUGAGACCAUUUUUUUUUCCUUACAACAACACAAUAUCCCCACCAAUGUGAGAUGUUAGAUCACAUUUUUGUACAAGGGUGGUUGUGGUAGGUAGAAUACUAAGAUGCCCCAGGAUAUCUGCUUUUUUGUUACAACUCUAAUCAUCCUCUUCCAUAAGGUAUGGCUACAUCUGUGACUUGUUCUAGACAAUUGAUUAUGGCAAAGGUGAGGGGAUGCUCUCUGGCAAUUACCUUUCCUUAUAUCAGAAACAAUAGGAAUCUAUAUUUUCUUUCUAUCUUGUGUUUACUUUCAUAAUAAAGUGAUUUAGAGUAUCCCCCUGUUCAUGGAAAUUUUGCCCUUUAGUCUAAGGCCCUUCAUACAUAAUUGAAUAUUGUUCUUUUUUAAAUUUUAGAUCCAGGGGGUACAUGUGCAGGUUUGUUGCAUGAAUAUAUUGGGUGAUGCUGGGGUUUGGGCAUUCUAGUGAACUCAUCACCCAAAUAGUAAACACAGUGCCCAGUAGGCAGUUUUUCAACUCUUGUGCCCUUCUCCCUUUCCCCUCUAUUGGAGUUCCCAGUGUUUAUUGUUUCCAUCUUUAUGUCCAUGUGUACCCAUCGUUCAGCUUUCACAAAUGAGAACAUGCAGUAUUUGAUUUUCUGUUUCUGCAUUAAUUCACUUAGGAUGAUGGCCUCCAGCUUCAUCCAUGUUGCCACAGAGGAUAUGAUUUGAUUCUUUUUUAUUGCUGCGUAGUAUUCCAUGAUGUUUAUGUACCACAUUUUCUUUAUGUACCACAUUUCUUUAUCCAGUCCAUUGUUGAUGGACACUUAGGUUGAUUCCUUGACUUUGCUAUUGUGAAUGGUUUCUUUUUGAUAAAGUGAGUUAUUUUUCUUUGGGUAGAUACCCAGUAGUGAGACUGCUAGGUCAAAUGGUAGUUCUGUUUUUAGUUCUUUGAGAAAUCUCCAUACUGUAUUCCAUGGGGGUUGAAUUGCUUUACAUUCCCACCAUUAGUGUAUAAGCAUUUCCUUUUCUCUGCAUCCUUGCCAAUAAUAGCCAUUCUGACUGGUAUGAAAUGGUAUUUCAUGGUAGUUUUGAUUUGCAUUUCUGUGAUGAUUAGUGCUGUUGAGCAUUUUUCAUGUUUAUUGGCCAUUUGUAUGUUUUCUUUUGAAGAGUAGGUGUUGUGUUAUCCUUUUUAUUUUAUGUUUCAUAUAAUAUAUGGAGUCAUUUUGUAAACCACAUGCUUCUAGAAGCUGAAGGAAUUUAUAAGGAAAAAAUUUGUCCCUAUCCAGUUAUUGAAAUGUUAAUGAUUACAGUUUUUCAAUCACAUGAGAUUUUUACAUGUUCAUCUAUUCCGCAGACUCACUGUAGUAAUACAUUCCCAGCAACAUUCAGUAAUAAAUGAUUAUUUGAGUACUUGUGCCUUGUAUACUCUAAAUUGUUUAUGAGUAAAAUACUUUAUAUAAGAAUAUACAUUUGAGUGGUAUACAGGAGAAAAAGUAGUAUCUUCCUCACAUCUAUUGCAAGGUUUGUGGCUGAGACAUCUAUAACAAAAGAUAGUUUAACAAGAGACUAGCAUACAAUUUCAUUUUGUGUAAGUUUUAUGUGAUACAGGAGACUUCAGAAAUGAAGCCCCAAAGAAACAGGGAAAUCUGUGUAUUUUUGUGCUUAGUUUUGAUGAAGAGUGGACAGUCAUACAGAAAGAUAGUUGGACAAAGUUCAUGAUCUAAUGAUUAUAAACUAGGAAGAACUUAGCCAGACCUGUUUGUUCAGAUUCUUGUCUGUGUCUCUCUGUCUUCAGAAAUAAGUACAUUCCAUUCCUUCUGUUAUAGGGUAGACAGUUCUGGAAUGAGGGUCUUAGGACCGACUUCAGAAGGUCAGAUAAUUCUGUUAUGUCCUACUUCGGGGAGAGUGUCAGAGAGACCUUCCUGCUUCUACUGUUUUCUCAAAUGCCAAGCUGCCAUAUUUUGGGGAUAGUGUGUCCUGAAAGCGCAUUAGUGGAUUGUUUAAACAAAUACAGUUUUACUUUGCUGUGCUUGCACAAAGGUUCACACAAUCAUUAUUAUAGUAUUGCUUAGUCUGGAAAUAGCAUAAUUAAAUGUUGAAAUAUGUAGUGAUUUAAUACUCUGAUGCUUUAAGACAAAACUGUAACCUAUCGUGCAUAAAUAUAGAAAUGCUGUUUUUAUUACAUAUUGAUUGAAAAUGAGAUAUACUACAUGUUUGGGAGGUAAAGUUCUUUUUCAAAAUGUAGUUUUGCUGAAGUAAAAAGUUUUUUGAAGCAAUAGACCUUGUCUGCAAUUGGUUUAUCUGAGACAUUGUUUUGAAUCUUGAAUAAUUUUAAAAAACAUUAAUUACUUCUUUUUGUUCUGGUGUUAACAACCAGUAGCAUGAAAAAAUAUAAGAAAAAGAUUAUUACUUAAAAUAUUUACUUAUUUGAUUUGAUUAGAACAGAAUUGCUACUCUUUUUUUUAGCAUUUUAAUGACACAAAAAUAGUAUGUAAUUUUACUGCUUGGACAUAUUGAAUUCUGACUUCUCUUUGUGAAAUAUUUUAAAGCUUUUUAUAAAAUUGUUAGAAUUGUAAGCCGAAGGUUUUUCAUGAUCAUCUAAUUAAAUUUUAUCACUUAACUAAGAAACCUGUGUCCCAGAUAAAUUAAUGAGUUGACCAUAGUUUGGGUUCUCAGCCUGCUUUUAUUUUAUUUUACAAUUAUAUACAAAAUAUUAAUAUGUAGAAUAUCAAAAAUAAAAAAUAUUUAAAACCUGGCUAGGUAAGUCCAUAUAGACUUGUAUUUUUUUUAAUCAGGAGAAUUACUGUAUUUGAUGGAGCAAAGAUAAUGUUAGUAUUUUAAUGUGUUUUUUGCUGUGGGUCGAGGAAUGAUUUUAGGAUGUGCUAAAAGAGAAAUGACUAUCCAUCCUAUACCUAGAAUAUAUUUGUUUCCAAAGCCACAAGGUUUCCUAAUUUAGGGGAUCUUGGGCUUAACUUUAUUCUUUGUUGUUGUUGUUGUUGUUGUUUGUUUUUGAGACGGAGUCUCACUCUGUCGCCCAGGCUGCAGUGCAGUGGGCGAGCUCGGCUGACUGCAAGCUCCGCCUCCCGGGUCCACGCCAUUCUCCUGCCUCAGCCUCCGGAGUAGCUGGGACUACAGGCACCUGCCACCACGCCCGGCUAAUUUUGUUUGUAUUUUUAGUAGAGGCGGGGUUUCACCAUGUUAGCCAGGAUGGUCUCGAUCUCCUGACCUCGUGAUCUGCCUGCCUAGGCCUCCCAAAGUGCUGGGAUUACAGGCGUGAGCCACCGCGCCAGGCCAACUUUAUUCAUUUCUUCUAACUGAUAGAUACUGUCUAGGUCUAGCAUAUUGAUGGAAUGGCUUGGAGGAUUUAACAGACAUCUAACCCUGCUGAUGUAAGAGUAUUACAGAGGGUUAGAAGUGUGCAGUUUAAGAAAUAUGACAAAAAUAACACCUGCAGAGAUUAUUUUAUAUACCUUUGGGAGGGUUUUUUUUUUCUGUUUUUACUAUCUUGCUAUUAAAUACAAAGGAAAGGACACAUUUCAUUGAGCAGCAGAGGCAGUGCUAAUGGAAAAGGUAAUUUUACAAAGUUACAGUAAUUUUUUAAUUUUACAGUAAUUUUACAGUAAUUUCACAGUAAUUUUGUGACAGAAAUUUGAAAUCUUAAAUGUUUUCCCAUAUGUUUUCCUCAGUGGGGAUUGAGGGGAAGGAUCCUCAUUAUGAAAAUGGGCUUCAUGACUAUAAACAUGGUUUUAUUUUUUUAAAAUAUAGUGAAUACAUUUCAUUGUUAUCUGCUUAUCUACAGUAUUUUCUGAAAGGCCACUUUGGUUCACAUGUAGGAUUUAAGAUAAAUGUGUUUGAUCUUUGUUUUUAGAUUUCUAAAUUCAUAUUUUAAAGUACUAUAUUUACAUUUCUUUUCUCAUCCAAAGUGGAGCUUUUCUUAUGCUCUUUUAAUUACCUGAGUCUUUAAAUGUUAGAACUCAAAGGUAAAAGAUUUAUCUUUGUGUAAAUAUGAAAAAUAUCUUAAGGUGCAAAAUCAUCCUUUGGGUUUGACCCAAGUGUUUUUACUUUUUAAAUCUCCUUGAUCCUGUUGCAGGGAGAGAGCAUGACUUAUCCUUGUUUAAUACUCUAGCAAGUUGCCAAAGAUAACUAUUAGUUAUUAAUCUCAUUUAUUUUUUUUUUUACAAUCUUUUAUCUUUUAGGUUAGUAAAUACUUUUCAUUUAUUUCUGUAAGCAGGACUUUAAUUUUGGUUAAACCUAAAAAUGAUUUAUUUUUCCUCAGCUAUAUUAAUGUACAUUGGUCAUUGAAACUCAGUGAUCAUUGGACUGAGUACUUUUUGUGUUAAUCACAUUCUGAAAAUGUGACUUCUGUGUUAAAUUUUAAAAAUAUGUUUUCAUUAGAAAAUUAUGAAUCUGUCAUUCAGCUUCUGGAAACAAGGAUUUGUUCCACGUCAUUGUGGACAUAGAAGGUCAAAUAAUUUAAGCAGAGAUGUGCACUAACGUAGAUGUUGCGAAUUCUCUCAUCACUUGAUCCUCAAGCCUUAAGUCAUCAAAGUGGACAUCUUUCUUAGGUUGGCAGAUAGUUCUUUUGAUUAUGAGUAAGUAGUAAACGGAAGUAUUGCCUGUAUCAUCUUUCUCCCUUUACCCUGUUCUAACACAUUGCCAAAGCACUUCUAAAAUUUGCUUUAAUCAGGUGGUUCAGUUUUUUUUAUUAAAUUUAAAUAAGGAUUCUAUCUACUUUUCAUCUCAUUACUGACUUUUGAACAAGUAAUUGACUGUGCUUCCAUUGUAGAUUUAAACUAUAGUUAUAUGUUUCCAUAUAUAACAUAUAAGCCAGGAAUGUUACCUCUGCCUCCCCUGCUUACUACCCUCUCACCAGUAUACCCGCCCUCCCUCCAUAGAAGCCCCCACAACAAUUUGGUAUAUAUCCUUCCAGACUUUUUUCAGUGUAUGCAUAUGCAUAUAUUUAAGUUUAUAUGUCCUUUGGUGAAAUGUCAUGAUUUUCUUAGUAUAAGUUUUUCACAUUUCUUAUUAAAAUUAUGCCUAGAUAUUUUAGUUUUAUCACUAUUUCAGAUGAAGUUUCUUCAUUAUAUUUUCUAGUUGAGUAUUGUUAAUAUUUAAAGUUGAUUUUGCAUAUAAGCCACAUUAUAUACUGUCUCUUUAGUUCUCAUGGUUUUUCAAGGGAUUCACUUUGAUUUUCUAAUUAUAUAAUCUAACAAUAGUGGCAGUUCGUUUUCUCCUUAUAGCCAAUUUCUCUUUCUUGCCUCGUUGCAUUGGCUAGAAUUUGCAAAGUUGAAUAUCAUUCAUGAUAUUCAAUGUCCUUAUUGCCUUUUUCUUCUUUAGCAGAAAUGUUUCUGAUAUAAUAAAAUGGACAAAGUUCUUUUCUAAUCUUGAUCUACCAAUAAUUUUAAAAAAUCAGGAAUGGGUAUUGAGUAUUAAUGUUUUCGUAACAUCUAUUGAAGGGCAUUUUCUGUAGUGAAUUUCAGUUACCUAUUUUCUGAUCCAAUUAUAUGUUUUAUAAUUGGAUAUGUAUUUACUAUUUUUAAGUAAUAUGUAUUUGUUAAUAUGUAUUUAACAUUUUUGCAUUCACCCAAUCAGUGGAAUUGGCCUGAUGCAGGGUGGAGGGAGUGUAAUUAGCAGAAUGUAAUUUUUUUUUGCCCAGCUAUUUGGCAUUUCUUACCUCAGAAAUAUUUUAAAAUAACAAAAGUGUUUAUUAAAAUAUUAGUUUUAAUAUUACAUAUUUUUUCUCUAUGGUCUUCAUUAUGUAUGUAUCCUAUUUGCAGAAAGAUGACCACCUGAUAUUUCUGAAUGGUGCUAAUCAAACUAACAGCAUUUAGAGCCACUUAUAACUGCUGUUGAUACUUAAACUAAAAAAUAAACAAAUAAGCUAAGCUUCCCAAGAAGAAACUCAUUCACUUGCUGUUCUGUGCCAUUCAGAGGGCAUCUAAUUAAAAUUCUCAGUGCCAAAAUGUUUCACCAAUAUCUUUUAUGCAUGAAUAGUUCUCUUAGGUAAAUCAAGAGUCAGUUAUAAUGCUAAUUUUUACAUUGUAUUGAUACUUAGAUCUGUUUUGAAUAAUAUUAAAUAGGCUUUGCUCAUAAGCAGAAAAUGAUCAUUGAAAUUCACAAAUGGUAAGUAUCUUCACAAAGUCUGUUUUAUGGUGUAGAACAAAAAGCAAUCUGCCAACCAAUGUUGGACAUUAUAAUUAUGAAACAAUUUUUGAUAGUUUAUUGGUUUACUGAUGUUCAUUAGUGUCUAGUAAAGUAUAUGAAAAUGAUGUUGGAGGAAAAAUAUCUAAAAUCAACCUUGGAAAUGUGAACAAUGUAUUAUUUUGCCAGGCUUAAUAUUGCUUUUUAAACUUUAUUUAAAUAUACAUUAAGUAUACAGAUCAGAAGCAUACAGCUUCAUGAAUUUUUACAACCUGAACACACAUGCAUGUGAGUAGUACCCAGAUUGAGAAACAGCAUUUCCAGUACCUCAGAAGUUCCCAUUUCAUCCCAUGUUUUUUCGGAUUUCAGCCUUCCAGAGGUAACCACCAUUCUGACUUCUAACAACAUAGAUUAGUUUUGCCUAUUUUUUUUUUUACUUAAAGAGAAUCAUCCUUUAUGUGCUCUUUUGUGACUGGCUUUUUUGCUUAACUUUGUGAAAUUCAUCCAUUCCACGCUAUUUAUUGAUGGUUAUUUGUGUAAAUUUCUGUUUGGGUUAUUAUGUAUAAUACAGUACUAAAAUGAAGAAUCUCGUAUAUAUCUUUUAGUGGAUAUGUGGUUUUCUAAUAUGCUAAUUAGUCCCUGAAAUAUUAGUCACUAGUUAAUAUUCAAACAAUUUAUAUUAAGAGAUAACAAUAAUCUAUUAAUUAUCUGAUCCUUUAUGUUUCUCAAGUUAAUGACAGUAGUAACUUGAUAAGUUUUGUUCCAGCAGACUGUUAAAUUACUGAUAGAUCACCUUGAACUUGUGGAGGAUUAUGCAUUAUUGGAGUGGAUCUGUUUCCGUUUUACCCUUAGUCUUGGAACCUAGUGUUAAAAAAUAAAAAGGCACGGCCUUUCUGAAGUUUUGAUGGAAAGCACAAGGUGUUUACCCACAUUCUGCCUUCAGACUCAGUCUCCCCUGUAACAGGCAGCUGCUGAAAUCUUUGCUCAAUUCUUUCAGCCUUCCCAGCUAUCAUUUUGAAGCCUUGCUCAAUCAUGUACAGUUCAAAAGCUCCCUGCUCUGUGGAUUACUCUUUUCCAGCUGCUCUGGCAAUCCUGGACUCCAUCUCCAGGCUCCUUGCACUGAGAUUACGACUUUCUGCUUGAGUUCUCGAUGCUCCUAGCUUGUCUAGACUAGAGAAUACCUUAUGGGAAACACCAUAUAAAGUUGGAUCUAAAUCCAACUUUAGAUUGGUUCCUUUUUUUUAAAGAUUGAAUUCUCUAUGAGGUUUUUUUUUUUUUUUCUAUUAUUCACUCUCUGGUCUUUGAAAAUUAUUUUUCUGUUUUGUCCAGAGUUUAUAGUUAGCAGAUAAAUCUGAUAUAAUAUUCUGCCAUUACCCAAAUUGGAACUUCAGUAAUUGAGAAAUGAGCAAAUAAAGUCUAAAAAUAAAAGCACAAAUUAUAUUUAGUGGAGGUUGAAAGAGAGAUUGUAUACAGUUGGAGGAGGGUAGGAUAUGAAAGACUUCAUGGAAUAGGUUGGUAUUCAAAGUGAAGCAUGAGGGAUUAUUUGGAUGGACUUCCAUGUGCAGAUAGUAGGAGAGUAUUCCAAGAGGAAGGAACAAAUUGAACUGAUGGGAAAGUACAGCCUGCAUUUAUAAAAACAAUUAGCAACCUGAUUUGACUAGUUGGUUACUUCUCAGGGGAGUAAUUAAAAAGAAGGCUAGAAAAUAGUUCUGUCCAUAUUAUAGAAGUGCUUAAAUGCCAAGGUAGAAGACUGAAGUUAAUGUGAUAAACAGUGAAAACUGUUUGAAAUUUUUGAACUGGGCAGAGAGUGAGUUUCGGAAGUCUUUAGGAAGACUAAUCUUGGUGAAGGGUGCAUUGGAGUCAAGGAGGCAGAAAGUUUAGUUAGGAUGGGGUUAUGGGAAGAAUGAAAAAGAGCUUAAACUGGUGGUGACAGCAUACCUAGCAAAGAACUACAAAAUACAGGAAAUGAAGGAGAAUGAGAAGGGUAGAAACUGAAUGGCUGGAAGAAUAGUGGCUUCUUCCAGUGGAUGAAUGUUAUUACUAUUGGAUACAAUGGAUAUAAGUUGUUCCUAUUUGAUUUCUAUAUGUAUGUAUUCAUAAAUAAAGUGAGGAUAAUAAUAAAGGCUAUACCAUCUUUGCAGGAAACAGAGCUCUGGUCUCCUGGCUCAUGUCUUGUUUCUUAUUCUCAACUAAGCCAAUGUGCCUGUCAACACUUAUCAGAUUACUGCAUCAUAUUUAUGUUGAUACUUCUGUUCUCAGUAUAUAUACUUUAACUAUCAACUGGAAAAUCGUGUGUCUUUGAAAAGGAGGAACCAAUAUAAAAUUAUGAUGUUAUUAGUACUAAUAUAGCCAGCCAUAUGAAGCUCUUCUGCUUACAAAGGGUAGGGGUAGGUUAUGAUAAGAAUAUAUAUAAUUAUAGGAAUCUCAGAGUAGCAACCAUGGUCUGUGACCAGAACAUUGGCAGCAGUAGUUAGUGGGUCUUCCCGUCAAUGAGAGUUACUCCCCAUUGAUUCUCUUCUUUCUAUAUCUCAUAUCUUUCCCCAUCCAAAUUACCUUUUGAAUCCUCCUUUCUAUAUUUUUUACUUCCACAUUUCUAAGCAGUGUUUCAUACAAUGCUAUAUUCACCUCUGAGAGAUUCACAAUAAACAUUUGUAGCAAACAGUGUUCCACCUUGUUAUAAGAAUAAAAGUGGGGUGAGCACAGUGGCUCACGCCUGUAAUCCUAGCACUUUGGGAGGCUGAGGCAGGUAGAUCACUUGAGGUCAGGAGUUCGAGACCAGCCUGGCCAACAUAGUGAAAGCCCAUCUCUACUAAAAAUACACAAAUUAGCCAGGUGUGGUGGUGCAUACCUCUAAUCCCAGCUACUUGGGAGGCUGAGGCACGAGAAUUGCUUGAACCUGGGAGGCAGAGGUUGCAGCAAGCCCAGAUCACGCCACUGUACUCCAGCCUGGGCAACAGAGUGAGAGUCCAUCUCAAAAAAAAAAUAAAUAAAUAAAAGUGACAUUUCUUGAAGUUGGAUUUCCUAAAGAGCCUAUGUAGAUUUGUAAACAUUAACACUAUCCUGCAUUGAAGAAUUCAAUUGGAUGUCAGAUCUUAGAGCUUUAUUUUUUUAGGCUUUAAAAGAAUAUUGUUAAUGAUGGAAGGUUUGUCAAGAGUGGGCGAUCUUCAAAAAGGAGACUCAGAAGAAGUUAAUUUAAGAAAAACAAGAAUGUGUAUUGUUGCAUUUCCUUGGGUAAUGAUAGGACUAGUAAUUUUACACAUCAGUAAUCUUGAUAGUAAAUUUACUUUCCAUUUUAGAAUCCUCCUGAGUUUUUAAAUUCAUCUCAAAUUGUUUUUUUAGAGUUGAAUAAAAUUGUUAAAGACUAACAAUGCCUUUGCAAUUAUGAAUUUUAUUAUUUGACAGUACAUAUUAGAAAAUCUUCCAAAUUUAACACAGAAAAAGGUAUUCCAACUAACAGUUUUAAAGCGAUUAUUACAAAUAAAAUAUUCCAUCAAUAAUGUACUUAUUUGAUUUUAUAGUAGCUGUUUAUUUUAUUUUAAAUAUUGAUUUUGUUUCUCAGCCAAAGCUUAAUGUUAAAUCUUGGAAAAAAAAUUGUUUC
Symphalangus syndactylus (siamang) is the source of this 10737-nucleotide messenger RNA. It is a transcript of the gene NDUFS4, whose product is annotated as NADH:ubiquinone oxidoreductase subunit S4. The record is from RefSeq and is a predicted model, not a curated record. Gene Ontology annotation, cellular component: respiratory chain complex I. NCBI's taxonomy places the organism in Eukaryota, Metazoa, Chordata, Mammalia, Primates, Hylobatidae. Gene Ontology annotation, biological process: electron transport chain.